Messenger RNA from Kuraishia capsulata CBS 1993, 396 nucleotides. RefSeq lists its product as uncharacterized. Lineage: Eukaryota; Fungi; Ascomycota; Pichiomycetes; Pichiales; Pichiaceae. The record is from RefSeq and is a predicted model, not a curated record. Bases 1 to 396 code for a protein of 131 amino acids. The transcript has a single exon.
AUGGUCAGUAGGUGGGACUUGUUUUCCCAAGGAGGGGUGUUGGACUGCACAAGGUGCGGCCCUCUACCACACCAAGGCCCCAGAUAUUUCUACUCUGUUCCGGCAUACCCAAGAUCUUGGUUUGUUGCACCUGAGCAAAGUGAGGCCGACUGCCUGAACUUAACUAUUUCUUUACCUCCAAAUACAACCGCAAAGGAGAACCUGCCUGUGAUGGUCUUUGUCCAUGGCGGUGCUAACGCAUACUCCGGAAACGCGGCCCAGAUGUAUGAUGGACUGAUAAUGGCCACAAAUUCCCUGCUAAAGUGGAAAGAGCCCACUAUCAUUGUUGUACUUAACUAUAGUUUAACCUGUUUUGGAUCUCUCGCUUCCUCUAACCUGAAAAGUUACCGUGGAUAG